Molecule: messenger RNA, 1029 nt
Organism: Mycotypha africana
Lineage: Eukaryota; Fungi; Mucoromycota; Mucoromycetes; Mucorales; Mycotyphaceae
Exons: 8
Coding region: 1-1029 (342 amino acids)
Molecular function (GO): D-amino-acid oxidase activity; FAD binding
Source: RefSeq, a predicted model, not a curated record
AUGAGCAAUGCAGAGAUUAUUGUACUUGGCGCUGGAGUCAUUGGUCUUACUACUGCAUUGCUGCUUAAACAAAAAGGCUACAAAAAUGUUACAGUUGUAGCAAAGUUUAUUCCAGGGGAUGUAUCUGAUUCAUUGAAUAAUACAUUCGAUACAUCACGUGCCCACUGGAGGACAAUGGCAAGCAACGAUAAUAAGCUACUUCAAAAAUUCGACACUGUCAGCUACAGGAAGUUUAUGAGUUUGGCUCGGGAUAAUAAAGCUGGAAAACAUGGUAUCAUGGUUAUGCCAAGUUAUGAUUAUUAUGAAGAUGCUUCAAUUGCUGAAAUAUCUCAUCCUUGGUUCAAGGAUGUAGUGGAGAACGUAAGUGUAUCUUUCAUCAUUAGUGACUUCUUCCAAUUCCUGACGGCGGAACAUAACUCAAUUCCAAAAGGUGCAACAUUAGGUCAUACCUACACAACUGCAACGGAUAAGCAUAGUGAACCGCCUAUUGUCAUCAACUGUACAGGGUUGGGCUCGAAAUUUUUAGGUGGCGUUCGGGACCAAGCUUUAUUCCCUUCAAGAGGCCAGACUGUUAUUGUAAAAGGAUCACACAUAAAAGAAACGAUAACUUUCUCAAGAAAGCAAGAUAUACUGUAUAUUAUCCCCAGGUCGGAUGGGACAAUUGUUCUUGGAGGAACAACCGGCAUAAAUGACUACACACCAUUUCCUGAUGAUAAAACUACAGAACAAAUCCUUCGAAGAACAACCGAAUUAUGCCCGGACUUACUAUCAAUAGCUGGAAAGAAACUGGAAGUACUGCGAUCUGUGGUGGGUUUGCGUCCGGGAAGGAAAGGUGGACCCCGUAUUGAAAAUGAGGUCAUACGUAACAACCCGGCCCUUCACUUUAAAGUUACCCAUGCAUAUGGCCAUGGAGGUUUUGGAGUACAAUCAAGCUGGGGAGCAGCCGAGUAUGCCAUUGAAUUGAUGGAGCAGAGCCUUAGAACAGAAGAUAACAACUCAAUUGCAACGAGCAAGCAUUCACGGCUUUAA